AUGGCAAAGCCAAAUUUACUGCUCUGCUUUGACGCCUUUGGCACAUUAUUCAGCCCCAAAGGCGCCGUCGCCCAGCAAUACGCCGAAGUUGCACGACAAUGCGGCAUCACCGAGUUUAGCGACAACGAGCUUCAAUCUCGGUUACUAGCAGCCAUCAAAGAGGAAAGGGAGCAGAACCCAAAUUACGGCAAAGCAACCGGACUAGGAGCCACAAAGUGGUGGACAAAUGUUAUUCACAAGACUUUUACGCCGCUUAUUCGCAGCGAUCAGGCACUUCCCCCUACUCUGGUUCCGAAGCUGAUGCAUAGAUUUUCUUCAAGUGAAGGUUACGAUGCUCAGCGCGAUCUUGUCCCUGCGUUAAGGGCAUUACGACAUGAGAAAUCGCUGCAGGGCUUUGACAAGGUUGUCAUUGGUGUAGUCACCAAUUCCGAUGACCGAGUUCCAAGCAUUCUUUCAUCCUUUGGACUUAACGUUAGUCCGGCGCGGUACGGCUCAGAAGACGAAAUGGAUGCCAACCACGAGGACCGAUAUGACAUUGACUUCCAUUGUAUGUCUUAUGAUGUUGGUGUAGAAAAGCCAGACACGCGGAUCUUCAACGCUGCCGAGCUCAUGCUGUCCCGUAUCAUCGCCGCUCGACACGGCAAGGCUCCUGCCGAAGCCGACUUGCAGAGUUGGCAGAAAGUUUACGUCGGCGAUGAAUACGCCAAGGAUGUCGUCGGUUCAACCGAUGCAGGAUGGAAUCCUGUGUUACUCGAUGUUCAUGGGACGUCUACUCAAGUAACCAGCCUGGAGGACUGUCCACCGCAGGCUCUCCAAGAUCUUUUCAAAGAAUAUGCCGUUGUCAGGGUGCGCUCGAUACGAGGGCUAGCAUCUUGGCUCACGGGGAGGGAGUGGGAAACAAAAUAG
This is a messenger RNA of Trichoderma breve, 906 nucleotides long. RefSeq lists its product as uncharacterized. The record is from RefSeq and is a predicted model, not a curated record. Lineage: Eukaryota; Fungi; Ascomycota; Sordariomycetes; Hypocreales; Hypocreaceae. The transcript has 2 exons. The coding region runs from base 1 to 906 and encodes 301 amino acids.